Messenger RNA from Colletotrichum abscissum, 180 nucleotides. RefSeq lists its product as uncharacterized. The transcript is spliced from 2 exons. The coding region runs from base 1 to 180 and encodes 59 amino acids. The record is from RefSeq and is a predicted model, not a curated record. NCBI's taxonomy places the organism in Eukaryota, Fungi, Ascomycota, Sordariomycetes, Glomerellales, Glomerellaceae.
AUGCGUUUCUCCAUCGUCACGCUCCUGACCGCCAUCAUGGCUGUGACCACUGCGGCAAGCUCUGUGGAAGCUGAGAAGCGUCAGCUUUCGGCUUGCGUUCAGCAAUGCAUGGAUGAUCUUGGCAUUUAUGACGGACAUGCCAUUUCCCAGUGCAGGAGAACCUGCGGUGAACGCCCUUGA